CCGCGGCGAUGCCUGACCUCGUGACGUGACCUGACCCCUGACCCGGUCGCCAUGGGCUCCAACGGGGACGUCUGGAUGAACGGCGGCAGCGGCGUGCUCCGUAGCGACUCGGUGCCGUCCAGCACGCUGGGCCGGCGCAGGACGAAAUCCGGUCCCAAGCGGGUGACCUUCAAGCUCGAGUCCGAAUCCUCGCCGACAGAUGACACUAUCUCCUUUGCCGAAGCGCCUGCCGAUGGUAUGCCCUCGUGGUGGCCCCGCCCUGCCGACCCGGGUCUGGGUCAGACGGCCGUGCAGACUGCUGGGAGGCCCGCUCAGCAUGCGCAGCCGUCGACAGCACCCUCGUUGGCCGCGACACCCCUGGCGCCCAUCCACGCACCCACCGCAGCGACGCCCGCGCCACUUGAGGACCGGAAGGUCGUGUCCGGGUUGCUGAUCGGUCAAGGUCACCCGGUGGACAGUGCGGUGUGGUAUCCGAGUGUGAACGGGUCCGGGAGCUCUCCCCGGCCUGCAGUUGCGGCACCUGCGUCAAUCGCAGGCCACAACGAGGGCGGAGGCUCCGCGCCCCCACCAGUCACAGCGCAGAACCACUACUCGUCACCGCGCGCACCUAUCGGGUAUCAGGUUCCGCACUCGGGUCGACCGGUCUCUCCAAUCGAACGUCACGGAACACCGAUCACCCAGCCAAUGGCCAGCGGCCAGCCUCUUGUGCCUUCGUGGUGGCCAAAGACCUCCUCUAAAGAGCCUCAAAGCCAGCCGGAGCCCGAGUACUACGAUAACACCUCGGAGGAGUGGCAUGCGAGGAACUCGCGGCCGGCAAUCCCAGCUCGGCUCCCUCCAGCUCCCAGCGUCGGUGUCACGGAGCUGACGUCAUUGAACGCCGUGGCCGGCCAGCGACAGUCCGUGCGCGUCGGUGGCGGCCCUCUAGCGGCGGCCGGCGGCCCUCUAGCGGCGACUGGUGGCCCCCUGGCGGCGGCUGUCGACGGCAGGCCCUGGGAGAGGCCGCUACCCGCAGUGCCAUCUGGCGAGCGCGGACAGUCCCCAGACAAGUCAUCUAGUGACCGGAGGUCGUUCCCGGAUCAGCCAAUUCUCACCCCUUCUAUCACGGUCAACCAUCCGUCGCUCAUCAGCGCCCCGCAGCCGAGUCGCGUGGGGUUCUUGGGGCCACCGCCAGAUGUCACCGCCGGCGCCAGCUCGCCGAGCGUCACAUCAACGGAGGCCGACUCGACACACCCGAGCGAGGAGGAUUUCCUGCACCUCUCGCCGUCGCCAGCCCGACGCCCCACGUCCGCGGUGGCCCGUGACGUCAGCGGUGACGUCACAGCUGACGUCAGCGGGCGGCAGCAGAAGCCGACGCGCGUGGAGUCCGUCUGGAGCCGGUUGCUCUGCACGGCCUCCGAUGGAGCUGCGGAGAAGGACGCUGAGGAGCCAGCGGGGCUGCAGGGCCGCUACCGGGACACACUGGCGAGGAGGCCGGCGCGGGUGGUCACGUCUCCGCCGCCGCCGCCGCCGCCCCCUCCCGCCCAGCGUCAGCCCACGCAGCAGCCGCAGGGACAGCAACAACAUGAAGGACUUGCAAUGCAGCAGCUGCGACAAGAGCUUCAGGAGCUCAGAGAGCAACGGGCACGCCAACAACAGCAGGCAGAAGAACGACGUCUGCUGCUGGAGAAGCAAGAACGGCAGCAACGGCUGCAACAGCAGCAGCAGCAGCAGCAAAUGUUUGAACUGAAACAGCGCCAGCAGGAACAAGAGCAGCAGCGUCAGCUGCUUGCACAGCAACACCAGCAGCAGCAGCUGCUAGAACAGCGUCAGGAGAAGGAAGACCAGCGACGCCUGUGGCUGACACAGGAGCGUCCGCAGCCGCAGCGGAGCCUGGACGUGAACUGGAGAGAGAGCAGUGACAUGCGGCUGGAGGCGGGCGGCGGACGCCCUUCCAGCGCCCUGGAGGCGACGGUCCGGGCCGCGCCGACGCCGACGGCAGUCACGAUCAGCGACGCCGCGCGGGACUGGGGCAGAAUAUUUGAUGUGGACGUAAGCGAGGCGGGCGCGUGGGGACGGGCGCCGACGGCGCGCGCGCCGCAGCAGCGCGGGCCCGCAGCCAUCAGCGGCGUCAGCCCUCCCGGCGCGGCGGAGGCACUGGUCCGCGGCUGGGAGGGGGACGGGUCGUGGCGUACGCCCAGCGGACCUGCGACGCCCGUCAACGGACCGACGGCGCAGGAGAGCAGAGCGGCGGACUUCCGGCCAAGCUCCGCCCCGGUCGGGUCCGAGGCUGGUGCGGAGCCGGGCGGAGUCUCGUUCCAGCGGAGCUUCCAGUCCCCGCCGGUGGGGUCGCGCCCGUCGCCGUCUGCCCAGCCGUCUCGGGCCGAGGGUGACCGGCAGUUCGACGCGACAGGGAGAGUUGGCGCCCGCAGCAGCCCCAGCCCGCUGGAUGACGAGCUCGAGAUCUGCCUCAAGUCCGUCGAGGAGGCAAUGGCCUCGCUGCAGGACAGCGUGAAUAAAAACGCGAACAGGCGGGAGGCGGCGGCUGACGCAACGCGGCAGAAUCUCAACCGCAGCUUUGAAGUGGUGCCGUUAGGUGGCGGUGGGAGCGGGCACUGGCGAAGGAGGAGCUUUGACGGUGCAGAGUUGGAGAACUUCGACAGGAAGAGGAUGUGGGGAAAAAACAAUGACGACGAAACCGAGGCCGCGGGCCAAAUGCAGCUCGUAAAGGAUCAGUCGCCGUCCUUCGGAGUGCUUCGUCCACUGCAGCACAAUGCGCGUCAUCUGUGGACGCCUGGACAAAACGAUAGUUCUAACUGGACUCGCUUGGUGGUCGGAGAUUGGCUGCUUGGGACGGAACAUAACAGACAUGACGUGCUUUCCCGCCAAAUCGCCCUGUGGGAGGGCCAGCCCGGUGACGGCGACCGGCACCAGGGCGCGCGCGGCAUUCGGGCCGCCUCCGUCGCCAGCACCAGUCCACGCACCAACGGAAGACGGAUCGGUUACCAUGAAUCGGAGGAGCCCGACGCGGACGAGGUGGGCAGCCAGAUCAGCCGUAUCGGCCAUGAGAGCCUGCAGAAACACCGCUACAUCACGGACAGGUUGCAGCCGUCGCCGGCUGGCGCGGGCGCGCGGGACCGCACGGCGCCCGGGAGGCCGGCAUCAAGCGCCUCCCACCGGCUGUCGUCACCGCCAGCGGCCGAUGGGCAACAGCAACAGCAGCAGCAGCAGGAGCGCUGGUACGGCCAGCCGGCCUGGCAGCAGGCGGAGACGGCGCCCAGCGGCCCGCCGGCGGCUGCGCUGGAGUUCCCGUGGUCUGCCGGCUCUGUAACGGGCGGUCAGGUGAAGCGAUCGAACACGCUCGCCGAAACACGCGGAGGCUCCGGCUUUGGUCGCCGUCCCACGCUGAGCUCGUACCCGAGACAUAGCAGCACUCUGCCGGCGGGCCAGCAGCCGUGGACGCCGCCCGACGACAGGUUUGCGAAACAGUGGCGUGAUGGCAGCCUGUCGCCGACGGCGUCGCAAGCUUCGACGAUCACGCCGCAGAUGGCAGCACCAGGUGGACGCUGGGCGGCGCCAUUGUCGCCCAGUGGCUCCGUGGUCAGCGUCGACUGGAACCAGCUGUUCGACACCAGCAGCGAAGUAUCGAGCGUGCUGGACGACGAGCUGAGUUCGGUGGCGAGCGACGCGGCGCGGCGGCCGCUGAGCCGGGCGGAGGUGGUGCGCUGGUACCAGCAGCACCAGCUGCCGCGCGGCGUCGGCGUCGACGCCCUCACCGGCCGCGCCGCGCCCUGGUUCCACGGUCUGGUGGGCCGGGGCGAGGCCGAGCAGCGCCUGCUGCCCUGCCCGCCGGGCGCCUACCUGGUGCGGUGCUCGCUGCGGAUCUGGGGGUACACGCUCUCGUACCGGGCCCAACAGCGGUGCAAGCACUUCCUGGUGGAGGCAGCCGACGUCGGCUACCGCUUCUACGGAAACCCGGACAGAUGUUUUAGAACGCUCGAUGAGCUGCUCCGGUACCACACCAUGCAGCCAAUCACAAUGCUGGGGGCGGAGCUUCUUCUCUUCCCUUGCACCAAUCACACCAACACAUCUGCAUCUCAGCUGGUGGCCUGAAUGCGAAAAAGAACGGCAGCUAAACUUCACUGCGCUUCCUCCGAACGCGAGCCCGAAAUUUGUGCAUACAUUUAGAUAGAUUGUUACGAACUGUUUUUCGUGCAAUGUCGUCUAGUCUGCCGGAGAGCAUGGCUGUUGUACCCACGUGACCGGACACGUGACUCGCCCUCGAAACGUGCACACAAUUUGAACUCUGAGACACUUUCGCUAACUCGGCUAACCUGCGUCACGAGGUCAGCACGAGGUACGCUAUGAAGUACCGAUGCACACGUCUGUUGGGCGAGUCCAUGUUGAUACCGCUGGCGCGAUCGUGCGCCGCUGUGGGCGUGUCUUCCAGGAGAUGGGCGGUUUCGUGAGUGUCUCGUAUUACGGCUUCCUAACGCCCGCGCGUGUAGCAUGAUCAUCGAGCUUCAUGUUCGCAACCUUAACAACGCGCUAUCGUGAGCACUAACGACGAGUUUUUUGUCUAUGAGCUGAGCUUGCUCCUUGUACACGUGAAUGUCGCCGCCUGUUUUGUUUAGCGCUGCGUCGCGCCUGGUCACGUUGUUCCUACCGUUCAAACGCCGUGGCUGCUUCCCGGCUUCCAUGAGUGCAGCCGUAACUCCCUCUAAAAAGCUUCUAGGUGGGUGACCGGAGCGUUUUGUGAUCCAUUUGUUAGCGUAAAACGCUCUGUAGCGGUUGUUAAAAGCGCCACGGAUCGUCGUCUUCUGCGGAGCAGCAAAGUUGCCGGGAGAGCUGCAAACGGCGCUGAAGGUCAGGGCAGCGGCAAACUGUUAAACAGUUGUCGGCAUGUACGGCUUGUCGCUUGUUCCCAUGGCAAUACACAA
Pollicipes pollicipes is the source of this 4916-nucleotide messenger RNA. RefSeq lists its product as uncharacterized. The record is from RefSeq and is a predicted model, not a curated record. The transcript has 10 exons. NCBI's taxonomy places the organism in Eukaryota, Metazoa, Arthropoda, Thecostraca, Pollicipedomorpha, Pollicipedidae. Gene Ontology annotation, cellular component: cytoplasm. Bases 52 to 4089 code for a protein of 1345 amino acids.